GGAGGAGGAGGAGAAGGAGGCGGCGGGGCUACAAAGCGCCAAGCGAGCCGGGGGCCCAACCGCCGCCACGUCUCCUUCCGGAGAGCAGGACAACACCGCCUCCGCUCCCUUGGGCGUCCCGCCACCGCUUCCGGGGCAGGUGGCAGAUCAACAUCCGGGGCCACGAGGCUAUCCGCCUACGGAAGCCGAGACACCACCUGCGCCCCUCCUGGUUCCUUCAACCGCAGCCUGAGGGUGGUGACUGAAAGCGGCGGCUCUCCAGGACCAGACGCCUGGAGACCCCGCCUCGGGCCAGUCUUUUCGGGGUGAAGCGGUGGCAAGACGAGCUGGUGAGUCUUGGAGGAGGCGGCCGCUCCCUCCUGUCAUGCGCCGCUCUCCUGUGGACGGCGGCCUGACCCGCGCUGCUGGGAGAGCCGGAAGAGUGUGAGCUGGGCGGGUGCAGGCCGGUAGGUGAGGAAACGUGAGGUAGAGACUACCCAAAAGAAUGGAUUUUACUGAGGCUUACUCAGACACGUGCUCUGCUGUUGGAUUUGCUGCCAGGGAAGGCAAUGUUAAAAUCUUAAGGAAACUUCUCAAAAAGGGCCGAAGCGUUGAUGUUUCUGAUAACAGGGGAUGGAUGCCAAUUCAUGAAGCAGCUUAUCACAACUCUGUAGAAUGUUUGCAGAUGUUAAUUCAUGCAGAUUCAUCUGAAAACUACAUUAAAUCAAAGACAUUUGAUGGCUUCUGUCCAUUACAUCUUGCUGCAAGUCAAGGACAUUGGAAGAUUGUACAGAUUCUUCUAGAAGCUGGGGAAGAUCCCAAUGUAACUACUUUAGAAAAUAACACACCACUGUUUUUAGCUGUCGAAAAUGGGCAAAUAAAUGUGGUAAGGCUGUUGCUUCGACAUGGAGCAAAUGUUAAUGGAUCCCAUUCUAUGUGUGGAUGGAACUCCUUGCACCAGGCUUCUUUUCAGGGAAAUGCUGAGAUCAUAAAGUUACUUCUAAAAAAAGGUGCAAACAAGGAAUACCAGGAUGACUUUGGAAUCACACCUUUAUUUGUGGCUGCCCAGUAUGGCAAGUUAGAAAGCUUGAGCAUGCUUAUUUCAUCAGGUGCAAACGUCAAUUGUCAAGCCUCUGACAAAGCUACUCCCUUGUUCAUUGCUGCUCAGGAAGGUCACACAAAAUGUGUGGAGCUUUUGCUAUCCAGUGGGGCAGAUCCCGAUCUUUACUGUAAUGAGGACAAUUGGCAGUUACCUAUUCAUGCAGCUGCACAAAUGGGCCACACAAAAAUCUUGGAUUUGUUAAUACCACUUACUAACCGGGCUUGUGACACUGGGCAAGACAAAGUGAGUCCUGUUUACUCAGCAGUGUUUGGAGGACAUGAAGAAUGCCUAGAAAUGUUAUUACAGAAAGGCUACAGCCCAGAUGCCCAGACGUGCCUCAUCUUUGGAUUCAGUUCUCCCAUGUGCAUGGCUUUCCAGAAGGGCUGUGAGUUCUUUGGAAUUGUGAAUAUUCUUUUGAAGUAUGGAGCCCAAUUAAAUGAACUUCAUUUGGCAUACUGCCUAAAAUAUGAGAAGUUUUCAGUAUUUCGCCACUUUUUGAAGAAAGGUUGUGAAUUGACAGCAUGGAGCCAUACAUCUGAAUUUAUAAGUUAUGCAGUUAAAGCACAAGCAAAAUAUAAGGAAUGGUUGCCAUAUCUCCUACUUUCUGGAUUUGACCCACUGACGCUACUAUGCAGUUCUUGGAUUGACUCAGUCAGCGAUGACACCCUUAUCUUCACUUUGGAGUUUACUAAUUGGAAAAGACUUCCUCCAGCUGUCGAAAAGAUGCUUGCCACUCGUGCUACAAACUCCUGGAUUCUUCAGCAACAUAUUGCCUCCAUUCCAUCCCUGACCCAUCUUUGUCGUUUGGAAAUCCGGUCCAGUCUUAAACCAGAACACUUAAAAUCUGACAGUUUUAUCUGUCAGUUGCCACUUCCCAGAAGCCUCCAUAAUUAUUUGCUUUAUGCGGAGGUUCUAAGGAUGAAUGACGUUCCAGAACUGACAGCUCUUCAAGACGGAGAAAUCAGUGAAGCUACUUAACACAGCUCAUUGUGUACUCUGCAAAAUCACUAAGACAAAAGAGCCAUGGUGUACAAAUUAUUCAUAAUUUUAUGGGCACAAAAGAUGAUUUUUAUUUGUGUGGUUGACUAGGUUACAGAAGGCAGUAGUUUAAUGUUUACAUCUGGAUUUCUCAGUUAAAACCUCACUGAUGUUACUUUAUUACAAUUUCAUUUUGGUGCAUUUUAUGUUGUAAUAUGUAUUUACCUGACAUUUUUUUCUUUAUUCUGCAAUGAACUGUGAUGCUGCUUCUAGUACUAAACAUGACAUAUUUCCAUUGAUGACUUCUGUUUUUCUGGCCCUAGGAGCUGAGGGAGAAUGCAUAAAAUGUGACUGGAAGUGUUUUCAACUGUGGUGUCAAAUCUCUUAUUGUUAUUAUAGUUGGGGUUGAACAUCUCUUAUGCUUAUAGAAGAACAAGUCUUCUUACCUUAUCAUAGUCUAUUUUCAUCUCUUAAAUUAUAGUUUAUUCUCACCCCUUAAUUCAGUUACUUUUCUAAGAAAUUGAUAUGCAUUCUAUUUUCACAUGUAAACUCAAGGGAAAUUUAUUUUUUGAAAAAUAUAGAAAACUAAUAAUAUUGCUAGUUCCCUUUCCCCCAGUCUCUAUACUCUGACAAAACAAAACAAAACAAAAUUUAAAAAUACCCCAUUUCUAAUCUGUAAAGACUAGAAUAGACCUAUGAUUUGAGAUCUCUUCAGUUGAAAAAAAAUUAGGUCAGUCUUGAGAUAAACGAGCAUUUUAUCACAUUUAGAAUACUAAUCAUGAGAUGGAGAGGGGCUUAUCUGUGGCACCAUCUUUAAAGAAUUAAAGAAAGAUGCGUAUUACUGAGUUACUUAACAAUCAAAUAUAACAUUCAGGCUCUAGUCAGCCCCAGAAUUAAAGGGCAACUUUGUUCCUAUGAAGCAGUAGUAGCCAGUUCUAGUGAUAUAAUGGUGUUUUUCCUUUUUACUUUCUGUUAGAUUAUCAUACAGUCCAUGAAAUAAAGAUUUCAUAGUCCUAGGUUAAUGAGGCACUGCUUCAUGAUUUUUUACAGUUGCUUGAUGUAAAUAAGUAAAUCUGAAGUCAGGAAGACCUAAAUACUAGAUUAAGAAGCUGUGAUAAGAGAUAAUAGGGAGUGUCCUUGAGAGGCAGGUUGGGAAAGCCUUGCUGUCAUGACAGACAGCUAGGCAUAAGGUCCAACGGAGGGAAUUCUGUACUGUUGGGAUUCUUUGGCUGAAAAUAGAAGGGAGUGGGUCAGUGGGUCUAUCUCUAAGCACUUGUUCUUUGACAAAAGCAGUGAUGAGAAGGGUGGCUUUGUUAAGACCCAAAGGGAUGACUAAGCCCUGGCCUCAGGCUAGAGCUGCCUGAGAGUAGAGCUAGAGUUUAGAUAUGGGUAUAUAGGUAGAAAUAGUGUAGAUAGGGGAAACCAGGUAGAAAGUCUGAUAAUUACAUUUAAUAAAUUGAAAAGGGUAUAUACAGUAUAGUAUUAGAAAAUCGUUGUCAUAACCUUUAUUUUCUAAACUGAAAGUCUCUGAUUUUUGCCAAAACACCACUUUUUUAUUAGGGCCAAUUGUAAUUAGAAUAUUUAAAUUUGAGAGUAAAGCUUUUUAUCUUUUGCUCCUAUUCAAAAAUAAAAUAAAAACUCAAUUAUUCUUAAUUUAUCAUUGAGCUCUUGUUCUUAAAAAUCUGCAAACCAGUAUUUCAGAAACAUUUAAAAGCCCUUGGUAUUUAGAAAUGAUAAUUGAUUUUACUUUUUUGUACAUAAUGUGUG
Molecule: messenger RNA, 3826 nt
Organism: Tupaia belangeri chinensis (Chinese tree shrew)
Lineage: Eukaryota; Metazoa; Chordata; Mammalia; Scandentia; Tupaiidae
Gene: ASB3
Product: ankyrin repeat and SOCS box containing 3
Exons: 10
Coding region: 485-2059 (524 amino acids)
Biological process (GO): intracellular signal transduction
Cellular component (GO): cytoplasm
Molecular function (GO): protein binding
Source: RefSeq, a predicted model, not a curated record